AUGAAAGUUUGUAUUGUAGUAGUCUUAGCCUUCACGGUAGCCUUGGCUGACCUGGACAAUCUUUUUGACCACAACAAGUUGGAAGAUUGGUUCAAGAACAACAAGAUUGCUGAUUUCGUCAACAAAUUGGAUAAUGUCACUGAUGAAACCAGGAAGACUCUUCAUUUGACUCCAAAUUUGUACAAGAAGGUCGCUGGCAAUGAUGAGGAAAAGAAACACUUCCAUGACUUCUUUGACUUCAUUGCUAAGUAUGUACUUUUGUCUUUAAAAAGUUGUUUUAGCUUUAUUUUUUUAGGCUCAAAAUUUAUUUUUUACCUGAAAUUUCAUUUUUAAACCUAAAAUUUACUUUCAAACCUAACAUUCAUUUUCAAGCCUAAGAUUUGACUUUUUAAGCCUAAAAUUCAUUUUUAAGCUUAAAAUUUAGUUUUACAGCCUAAAAUUCAUUUUUUGGGCUUAAAAUUCAUUUUUAAACCUAAAACUUAUUUUUAAGCCAAAAAUUUAUUUUUAAGCCUAGAAUUCAUUUUUAAGCCUAAAAUUCAUGUUUAAGACUAAAAUUCAUUUUUAAGCCUAAAUUCCAUUGUUUUCCUCAAAUUUCAAAUUUAGGCACAACAAGUCCUACGAAUCCGAAACCGACCUAUCAGAACGUUUUGAAAAGUUCAAAAAGUCCGCGGAACGUAUAGCCAAGCACCAAAAAGAGAACCCAGAAGCCGAGUUUGGCCACACCCAAUUCUCCGACUUGUCUCCGGAAGAAUUCAUUGCCAAACAUACUGGAUUAUCGACCAAAGACCUGAAAAAGAAGCCGAAGAACGCCCGCUCCAAACGUGCUUCAAUCCCAAGCGCCUGGGAUUGGCGUAGCCACAACGGUGUUACGGCGAUCAGAAACCAAGGUCAAUGUGGAUGUUGUUAUGCUUUUGCCGCUACAUCCGCCAUUGAGAGUCAGAUGAAGAUUCAGAAAAACGAAACCUACAACCUGAGUCAACAACAAGCUGUAUCGUGCACGUAUAAUGUCGCCAAGUACGGUGAUAACAAUGGAUGCUCCGGUGGCCAAUCAUCCGGUGUGUUCCAGCUGGCUAUUGACAGUGGAUUGGGCAAGCAAGCUGACUUUACCUACACAUCUGGCUCAACUUUGAAAGUACCAGCAUGUAAGAGUAUCACUACAGCGGUUAAAGUGUCGAGCUGGGAACAACUGCCUUCAGAUGAUGAGGAGACAAUGGCUGAAACUGUUUACAACCAGGGCCCUAUUGUUAUUUGUAAGUUUAGAAAAGUGAAGCCUAAACUUCAUUUUUAAGCCUAAGAUUUAUUUUUAAGCCUCAGAUCCAUUUUUAAGCCUAAUGUUCAUUUUUAAGCUUGAGAUUCAUUUUUAAGCAUAAGAUUCAUUUUUAAGCCUAAGAUAAUUUUUUAAGUCUAAAAUUGAAUCUUUCAGACAUCGACGCGGACCAGAUGAUGAACUACAAGAACGGCAUCAUGAACCCCACUGCACCUUCCGGAGGUUGGUCUAUUAACCAUGCCGUUUUGCUUGUUGGUUACGGCGUACAAAACUCAACUUCAACACCAUACUGGAUCAUUCAAAACUCAUGGGGUACGAGCUGGGGUUUGAAAGGAUUUGUUUUGGUCAAGAGAGGAGUUAAUAGCAUGGACUUGGCUCAAUAUGUCUACAGCGUCAAGUAA
Bursaphelenchus okinawaensis is the source of this 1668-nucleotide messenger RNA. The record is from the annotation of a GenBank genome assembly. NCBI's taxonomy places the organism in Eukaryota, Metazoa, Nematoda, Chromadorea, Rhabditida, Aphelenchoididae.